Brassica oleracea var. oleracea is the source of this 516-nucleotide messenger RNA. Its product is annotated as putative dynamin-related protein 4A. Gene Ontology annotation, molecular function: GTPase activity; microtubule binding; GTP binding. Lineage: Eukaryota; Viridiplantae; Streptophyta; Magnoliopsida; Brassicales; Brassicaceae. Bases 1 to 516 code for a protein of 171 amino acids. The transcript has a single exon. Gene Ontology annotation, cellular component: microtubule; membrane; cytoplasm. The record is from RefSeq and is a predicted model, not a curated record.
AUGGGAGGCAGUAUGAUGUCCGAAGUGUAUGAAAACAGUAUCGAUGCCGGGAUGUCUUCUCUUGCAAUUACCAACACAAGUCCCCACCACAAUGCACCGAUUAUAUCUUCCUACAAUGACCACAUCAGGCCGUUGCUUGACACUCCUCUUGAUCUGACAAUGGUUGAUCUCCCUGGGAUAACGCGGAACCCUGUCAAAGAUCAACCUGCUGACAUAUACCAACAAGUAUCCGCGAUGAUAAAGAAACACAUCGAGCGACAGGAAUCAAUCAUUCUCAACGUUCUGGCAGCUACACGUGACUUCUCGACCUGUGAGUCCAUACGCAUGUCUAAGCAAGUUGACAAGAAAGGGAAAAGGACUCUUGCCGUUGUAACAAAAGCCGACAUGCAACCUCAAGGUCUCCUUGAGAAAGUCACGGCAGACGACGUGAACAUCGGACGUGGUUACGUCUGCGUCAGGAAUCGUGUAGGCGAUGAGACGUAUCAAGAAGCUAGAGAGAAAGAAGAGGAGAUUUAA